CACAGCAACAAAUUUCCCACAGCAUGGCGGUCCAUCUUUCCAAAUUGAAAUUCUUUUCAUUUCAUUUCUACUUGUUUAUUUAUUGAUUGGGUGCUGCCGCACUUUCCAAAGAGCGCUGAAGCUCUGCUGCUGUUGCUUCCAUCCAACAUGGCUGCCGCAUCUGCACAGCUCGUCGGGCAUGGCGCCUCCGCUACUUUUCCAACAACGUUGUUUGGCCAGAGGAGCUCUGUCCUGUCGGCCCAUGUGAUGGUUGUGAAGAAUGUUGCUGGAUUUGGACGCAGCUCACGACGUGUCAAGCGGGGCUCCAUCCUUUGUGAAGCUCAGGGGGCUGACAAGGCCAAGAAAGAGCUCCAGGACAUGGCCGACAAGGUGACUGAGAAAGCAGACGAGAUCUCGAAGGGCGUUUCAAAGAGCACUGAAGACCUCAAGCAAGCCUCGCUAUCCACUCCAGAGGUUCCACCUGAGCUCGAGUCAGUGGGUUUGGGACCAGAUAAGGUGCCCUCAGGACCAUACAGCUUCCGGGAAGUGUUCAGCUUCAACGGAUUGGCGCCAGAGAUCACAAAUGGACGUAUUGCCAUGCUGUCGUAUUUGUCUGUAAUUACCCUCGAAUACAUUACCGGCAAGGGCAUCGUCGAACAGCUUAGCACCGGAGGCUGGGUGCCAGCUGUCGCCCUUUCAACGCUCAUUGGCAUCGGCUCAGUGGUUCCGCUCUUCAGAGGAUACACCAACGACGACUGGCCAGGAAUCGGACCGUUCACAGCUAAGGCAGAGCGGUGGAACUCGCGUGCGGCGAUGGUGGCCUUCGCUUUGCUCGUGACCGUCGAGCUCGUGAAAGGUGGACCCGAAAUUGUACAGGGAGGUCCGAUAGGCUUUUAGGGACGAGCCGAAAGUGAGCCACAUGCAGCGUACGCGACUGCACGGUUCAUCUCGCUGGGCUUGAUUGCAGGUGCAACAUACAGGCAAGCGCACUGUGUAGAUUGUAAGUAUCUCUAGGAAGGGCUGGACGUUGCUUUGUACAAACAAGACAGUCUGAUCGAGACAGUGUACAAAGAACUUGAGUUUUGUUUGUGUGUGAUUGUUUUGUUUCAUAGGUAAUGCUAGCAAGCAGCAUAUCAGCGAAGACUAGCCUAGUAGCGACUAGCAGAGUGAGCCUGAAAGUUUCAGACUUGUCAAAAGCUUGUCACGUACGAUAGAGUUGAUUUUGGUUUUCGUCAGGGACAAAUCAGCGUUCCAGACUCAUAGUUAUCAGCAGGCUCGAAGUAAAGCGCAAUUGAGGCGCGGUUCAAGUUGCACUAGAUUCUGAUCAGGCUUAGUCAAAGUCGAAUUUGUCCGUGCACGCUUGAAUGAUGGGCCUGGCAUGCAGCUCCGCAG
Messenger RNA from Klebsormidium nitens, 1371 nucleotides. Lineage: Eukaryota; Viridiplantae; Streptophyta; Klebsormidiophyceae; Klebsormidiales; Klebsormidiaceae. The record is from the annotation of a GenBank genome assembly.